Messenger RNA from Oncorhynchus mykiss (rainbow trout), 1497 nucleotides. NCBI's taxonomy places the organism in Eukaryota, Metazoa, Chordata, Actinopteri, Salmoniformes, Salmonidae. The record is from RefSeq and is a predicted model, not a curated record.
CCUCCUCCACCUCCACCUCCUCCUCCUCCUCCUCCCUCUCCUCCUCCUCCCGCUCCACCUCCUCCCCCUCCUCCUCCUCCCCCUCCACCUCCUCCACCUCCACCUCCUCCUCCCCCUCCUCCUCCUCCACCUCCUCCUCCUCCUCCCUCUCCACCUCCUCCUCCACCUUCUCCACCUCCUCCCCCUCCUCCUCCCUCUCCUCCUCCACCUCCUCCACCUCCUCCCCCUCCCCCUCCUCCACCUCCCCCUCCUCCCCCCCCCCCUCCUCCUCCUCCUCCUCCUCCUCCUCCUCCUCCUCCACCUCCUCCCCCUCCUCCCCCUCCCCCUCCUCCUCCUCCACCUCCUCCCCCUCCUCCUCCCCCUCCCCCUCCUCCUCCUCCUCCUCCACCUCCUUCCCCUCCCCCUCCUCCUCCACCUCCUCCCCCUCCUCCUCCACCUCCACCUCCUCCCCCUCCUCCUCCACCUCCUCCCCCUCCCCCUCCUCCACCUCCACCUCCACCUUCUCCACCUCCUCCCCCUCCUCCACCUCCACCUCCUCCCCCUCCUCCUCCCUCUCCUCCUCCCCCUCCUCCUCCUCCACCUCCUCCCCCUCCUCCACCUCCUCCUCCCCCUCCUCCCCCUCCCCCUCCACCUCCUCCCCCUCCUCCUCCUCCUCCCCCCCCCCCUCCUCCUCCUCCUCCUCCUCCUCCUCCACCUCCUCCCCCUCCUCCCCCUCCCCCUCCUCCUCCUCCACCUCCUCCCCCUCCUCCUCCCCCUCCCCCUCCUCCCCCUCCUCCUCCUCCUCCUCCACCUCCUUCCCCUCCCCCUCCUCCUCCACCUCCUCCCCCUCCUCCUCCACCUCCACCUCCUCCCCCUCCUCCUCCACCUCCUCCCCCUCCCCCUCCUCCACCUCCACCUCCUCCCCCUCCUCCUCACCCUCCUCCCCCUCCUCCUCCUCCACCUCCUUCCCCUCCCCCUCCUCCUCCACCUCCUCCCCCUCCUCCUCCUCCUCCUCCCCCUCCUCCUCCUCCUCCUCCUCCUCCUCCCCCUCCCCCUCCUCCCCCUCCUCCUCCUCCUCCUCCACCUCCUCCCCCUCCUCCACCUCCUCCUCCCCCUCCUCCUCCUCCUCCUCCCCCUCCUCCUCCUCCUCCCUCUCCACCUCCUCCCCCUCCCCCUCCUCCCCCUCCUCCACCUCCUCCUCCCCCUCCCCCUCCUCCUCCUCCUCCACCUCCUCCCCCUCCUCCUCCCCCUCCCCCUCCUCCCCCUUCUCCUCCUCCCCCUCCCCCUCCUCCUCCUCCUCCUCCACCUCCUCCCCCUCCUCCUCCACCUCCUUCCCCUCCUCCUCCUCCACCUCCACCUCCUCCCCCUCCUCCUCCACCUCCUCCCCCUCCCCCUCCUCCUCCUCCUCCUCCACCUCCACCUCCUCCCCCUCCUCCUCCCCCUCCUCCUCCACCUCCUCCCCCUCCUCCUCCUCCUCCUCCACCUCCUCCUCCUCCCUCUCCACCUCCUCCCCCUCCC